Messenger RNA from Cuscuta epithymum, 4373 nucleotides. Lineage: Eukaryota; Viridiplantae; Streptophyta; Magnoliopsida; Solanales; Convolvulaceae. The record is from the annotation of a GenBank genome assembly.
CUCUUACUUAGCUAAUUAGCCGUUUUGGCCAACGUCCGCCCUUACCGAACGCAUAUUUCUUCCAAAGUUAUAUCUGCCCGGCGGAAUCGAUCUCAACCCCCUCUUACACCCACAUUCUUCAACUCGAUCUCGCUCAUGCCCGUCUCCAAUGCAAACAACCUAGCGUCGCUGCUCCGUCCCGCCGCUACACUUGCCAAAAUCGCUACCUCUUCCGCUUCUGGAUCAACUCUCAACCGCUUCGUUCACUCUUCAAACACUUGGUCUCGCUCUGCCAGCUCCUCGUCCAGCCCGCCCAGUGGUGCCGUUGAUUACCUGCGGGACGGGGAGCGUGAUUACUAUCACGGUACACGCCUCUUUCUGGUCGUUAUGAUUAUUACCGGAAGUGAGAAGGAAGUUGAUGUAUGGCGUGAUUUUUAGAUAUAGCUCAGUUUCUAGUGAAGCUUUGUUUGUGAAGCUGUACGCAUAUUGCUACAUGUACAUUAGCAUUACCCUCUCGUUGUAUCAGGAUAGCUGAGGCAGGAUAUUCUGAGAUAGCUAAUUUGUUUCUUAUUUUCGUGACAGAAGAUCCAGAAUUUCUGCUAUCACGGGAUUUAUCUUCCAUAUUGUGUGAUUCAGAUGUGGUACAUCCACCACAAUCACAGAUGACCAGUGGUUAUUCGACUUCGGUAAAUGUUUAUGAAGCCCCGUGGCUCUCCAACAUUUCAAAUAGUAAUGUACAUAUGCACAAGAAACAAGUUUCACGAGAAAGGAGGCGCAAGUUUUCAAAGGUUGGCCAAGAUACCAGCGUGGACCGCUUAAUUGCAUUGUGUGCUGAUAAACAUGGUGCAGAUGCUACAGUUGAGGUGUUCACUAAACUUGGUCGCGAAACCGGCCUUAUAGAGUAUAAUACAUUGAUAAGGAGCUGUAUAGAAAAGGCUAGGAUGAUUGACAAUGAAGAAGAGUCAUUAAAGCAACUUUCCAAUGCAUAUAAAUUUCUUAGAUCAAUGAGAGAUCAGGGUUUUCAAUUAUGCGAAGACUCUUACGGCCAAGUUCUUAUGUAUCUCACGGAAGUUGGUAUGGUUCCAGAGUUUCACUUUUACUGUGAACUCAUAAGAGAUGGAAAUGAUGAUUCAAUUCCAAAUAUAGCUUACUAUGAGAUGCUGCUCUGGAUAAAGACCAAUAAUCAUGAUACUUUAGAAGAAAUAUGCUAUAAUCUUGCACUCUAUGAUGGUGAAGACAAACACACUUUUCAAGAAACAUAUUUGUUAGCAAUGUGUGAUGGUGACUACAGUAAAGAGCUGUUUAUGCAGCUUGUCAAAACUCUUGACAUUACAAAAGUUACUUCUAUGAAAAGCUUGACAAAGAUUUUCAAAGCCUUGGGGAAGUUGAUGUUGCAGAACAUUGCAGAGAAGUUUUUUCUGGAUUUGAAAAGCACUGAUAUUGAAGGAGAGAACAUCCUAAGCUUCAUCUUUGAAUACAGUACAAAUGUACCUAAUUUAGCGGUUGAAGAUGUUGUUCGUAAUUUCAAAGUAUUGCACGAAGACAUUGAUGUGACACCUACAUCUGUGCAGUAUUCCAGGCUCAUUAAGUUAUCUUGUGAAUCAUGUAAGGUACACACCGCGCUUGAUUUAGUGGAUCAGAUGCAUAAGCAGGGUUUAACUUUACCGAUGGAGGCAUUUCAUUCGAUAUUAGAUGCAUGUGAAGAAAGCUGCGAGUACAAUUUGGUUCGCCGGAUGCAUUCAAUAAUAAGUUGCCAUGAUUUAAAGCCAAACUGUGAGACCUUCAGGAAGAUGAUAAUCUUGAGUGUAAAAAUGAAAGAUUUUGCGGGUGCAUAUAACUUAAUCAGUGAUCUGGAGAAAUUUAAGUUGACUCCUACGCCUGGCAUGUAUAAUGCUAUAAUGGUUGGCUAUUUCCAUGAGAAAAACAUUCAUGGUGGUCUUAUGGUUCUCAAACAAAUGGAAGAUGCAGGAGUUAAACCUGACAGUCUCACAUUUUCCUGUCUUAUAAGCCACUGCAAUUGUGAAGAUGAUAUCAUUAAGUGUUUUAAAGAAAUGCAGUUUUCUGGGCUUCCUGCAACAACACAUGUUUAUAUGGCACUUAUAAAUGCAUAUGUAUCCUGUGGACAGUUUGAAAAGGCUAAGCAGGUAAUAUUUGACAAAGGGAUACCCAUAAAGAACUUGAAUGAAGUAAAGAGUGUACUCGUUUCAGCUCUUGCAGUGCAUGGACACGUAUCUGAUGCCCUUGAAAUGUACGAAAAGAUUAAACAGGAUAAAUGCAAUCUGGAGCCUAGAGCAGUUUUUUCACUUAUUGAUCAUCUGCAGUCUGACGGGGAAUUGAGUAGACUAAUUCAACUGCUUGAUGGAUUAAAUGACCAAGAUCAAUGGGUUAGAGCUUGUUUCAAGGUUGUAGCAUAUUGUGUUCGGCAUGAAGAUUUAAGCUCUGCGAUUGAGUUGCUCAGGAAACUUAAGGAUGUAUUUAGCGAUGAUGAGAUGACCCUGGAGUUUCUUUUUGAUGAGGUUUUCUUCCGCUUUGUGGAGAAGGAACCAACAACCUUGCAUUUUGGCUGGAAUUUGCUUCAAGCUAUUAAAAAGGACUUUGGUCUUCGUCCAUCUCGAAAAUGCCUUGAUUUCCUCUUACGUGCUUGCGUUAGUGCCAGAGAUCCACUGACAUGCUCCAAGAUUUGGAGGGAGUAUCGAGAAGCUGGUAUUGUUUACAAUUCUUUGAGUUAUCUGAGGAUGUACCAAGCUGUUUUGGCAUUGGGCUCUCGAAAAUCUGCAGCAAAACUAUUGCGUGAAAUCCCAAAAGAAGAUCCACAUAUUCGUGCUGUCAUUCACGCUUGCCAAGCGGCUUAUGGAGAUUCUACUACAGUUGGAGACAAGAAAAAUAAGAAACAUGUGAAAUCAAAACACGAGUAAUUUCUUCUCAAUUAUUAUCCCCAAGGAGGAUCUACUUUAGGAUUAUGGUGGACUGAGGCACAGAGUAAUUUGUCAUUUUCAAUAUUAGUCCACCCCACUAAUGUUUAAGUGUGGUACAAUUAUAGGGAAAACUGUCAGUUACGCCCUCCUACUAUGUACGGAAAGCCGAUUAGACCCUCGUACUUUAAAAACAUUCAAUUAUAUCCUCCAACUCUUAAAAAACGUUCAAUUGAGUAAGUUGCACAUGUGGCAGGCCACGUGGCAUUUUUUUUAUCUUUUCUAUUUCUUUUUCUAUUUUCUGUUAUUGUUUUCGUCUCUCGGUCUCUACGUUCCCAAUUCUCAGCCUCUGCACUAUUUCUUCUUCCUUUUAACAUUUUUUCUUCUUCUUUUUACUUUCUCUUCCUUUUCUUCUUCCCAACUCCCUUUAUUUUCGUUCCCAAAUCCCAGCUGUCUCUUCGUUCUCUUCUGUUUUUCAGGUUGCUUUAUGAAUAUGCCCGGAGUAUUACUGUAUUAGGGCUCCAGCCACCUCUUUCCUUUUCUCUUUGGUUUCAACUUUGACUCUAUCAGAAAUUAAGCUUCUAGGCUGCCAACAAUGGUGUUCUCGUCGUAGAUCUGAGCAUCAGUUUCAACGACACCACUGUCGACGAUGGCGGCUGCAAGUGUGGGUAGAUUCUGGCAACAAUGGCGCCACUCUCUUCUCCUCUGUUCGUUUCUUCUUUUGCCGGCUAGAUUCCGGCGACGACGCGACGUUGAGGAAGACUCCGAUGAGCAGUAGGCUCCAAUGGUUGAGACGGCUGUCAUCGCAUUAAUCUCAGGUCUAUUUCCGGUGAGUUUGCUUUUUGGGAAGAAGGGAAAUGAGGCUCUGUAAAAGAAAAGGAGAAAGAAACGGAGGCGAGGGGACACGUGCAGGAGGCGUUCAACCCAGGGAAGAUAGAAGAGAAUAAAGAAAGGAAAGGGAACAGAAACAAAAAGAAAAAUGAAAAAUAAAUGACACUUGGUUUGCCACGUGGGCUGCCACGCAUGUAUUUAACCGGGAGACCGGUGGGUGACUUGCUAGAUAUACUCAAUUGAACGAUUUUUAAGAGUUUGAGGAUAUAAUUGAGUGUUUUUAAAGUAUGAGGACUUAAUUGACUUUCCGUACAUAGUAGGAGGGUGUAAUUGACAGUUUUCCCGUACAAUUAUUAAUCUUCAGCCCAGUCCGAUACGGGUUUCUGGAUCUGCCCCUGAUUAUUCUUACGCCCAUUGGCUUGAAGUGCUAGCUGCUGAUUUGUGUCUCAUGCUGCAGUUUUGGUGAUAGGUUAGGUUUAGUUUACAAAAAAACAUUCUCCGUUCAAGAACCAACCAGGCCGGGUGUAAUAAUUAUCGAGCAGUUCUCACUUAUUCCCAUAGAUCAAAGAGUUAAGGUUGCAGCCACUAUACAGGAACAUGAGAUUUGAUCUCCGUAGGAAUGGCCGAAUGGCCUUCAGACAAAAAUCUUCC